CGCCCAGGGAACAGGAGUACGCGGCCCGACGGGCGGCACUGCGAGAAAUAUGAGGAUUCGCCCGGGAUGCGCGGCUGUACUAGCGCUGCUACUGCAGGCCGUUCUUGUGGCGAGCAAAGCCGUAGUUCAAACGCAACUGCAGCAGCAAUCGCAGCAAACUCCAUACGGUACAGAAGCACAAAAACGAUGGGGAGGCGACGGUGGUGAUUAUGGCGGUGGUUAUGGGGGUGGCGAUAUCGGUGGUCACUUCGGUGGCGGUGGCGGCGGCGGUGGCGGCGACAUCGGCGGUCAUUUUGGAGGUGGCGAUGGAGGCGGUCAUUUUGGAGGUGGUGACGGGGGCGGUCAUUUUGGCGGUGGCGACGGGGGCGGUCAUUUUGGCGGUGGCGACGUCGGCGGUCACUUUGGGGGUGGUGACAUCGGAGGUCACUUAGGUGGCGGUGACAUUGGUGGUGGUCCUUCAGGUGGAGGCGGUGAUAUUGGUGGUCAUCUAGACGGAGGAGGUGACUUUGGAGGUGGCGGAGGACUCGACGCGCAUCACGGCGGCCAUGACGAUCAUCACCAUGACAAAGGGUACUGGAAGAAGAAGCUAGUUUGGAAGCCGGGCUGGAAGAAGAUCUGGAAACCGGCGAAGAAGCAGAUCUGGAAACCCGCGUGGAAGAAAAUCUAUAAGCCUAUCUGGGUGCCAACUCAGAAAGCGGUGUGGAAGGAGAUCCAAGUGCCCGCUUGGAAGAAAAUCUGGAAGCCCGUGUGGAAGGAGAUUCAAGUGCCGGUGUGGAAGGAAAUACAGGUGCCGGCUUGGAAGAAAAUCUGGAAGCCGAUUUGGGUGCCGAUCAAAGUGCCCGCUUGGAAAGAGAUCCAAGUGCCCGCGUGGAAAAAGAUCUGGAAGCCGGUUUGGAAGGAGAUUCAGGUACCGGUAUGGAAAGAAUAUCAAGUACCUGCUUGGAAGAAGCUCUGGGUCCCCGAAUGGGUGAAGGUUGGCAUACCGGGUGAGCACUACCACGGUACCGAUCAUCAUGGAUGGCAGUACACCAGUCAUGAUCUUUGGAAAAAGAAAUUGAUCUGGAAACCGGUCUGGAAGAAAUAUUGGAAAACGGCGCAAAAACAGAUCUGGGUCCCGGACAAGAAGCUCGAGUGGAAAGAGGCCUGGAAGCAGAUUUGGAAACCGGCGAAGAAGCAAAUCUGGGUGGAGGACAAGAAGCUGGCCUGGAAGGAAGCGUGGAAACAGAUCUGGAAGCCGGGCAAGAAACUCGUCUGGGUCCCCGACAAGAAGCUCGAGUGGAAGGAGGCUUGGAAGCAAAUCUGGAAGACCGACAAGAAGCUGGAGUGGAUCCCUGACAAGAAGCUCGCUUGGAAGGAAGCGUGGAAACAGAUCUGGGUGCCUGCUUGGAAAGAGAUCUGGGUGCCAGCGUGGAAGAAGAUAUGGAAACCGGUCUGGAUAUCCGAGUGGUUCCCCAGCGAGGACCAUCAUCAUCAUCAUGGCUGGGAUCGCAAGGACACGCAGGCUCAGAACACGCAAGUUGUGCCCUACAGCCCCGAGAAGGGGGUCUUGCCCCAGCAAAAGAGGCAAGCGCAGCAGCAGCAGCAGCAGCAGGGACAACAACAGGCGCAGCAACGUCCGGCGGACAGUAAUAAAGUCGCCUGGGACAGGUCAUUCCAGGCGAAUUCGCCGACGAUCACGCAAGACUUGGUACCACCGCCGGUGAAACAAAACGGAGGCCUAGCCAACUUUGCAUUCCCUAGCCGUUGAUAGAGUUAGAUUUCCGUGCAGAAUAACCGCACUGUAAUCCACAAAAAAAAAAUGCUUGUACAAACAUCUCCACCGGGAGAGUGCUGUAACAUAAGCCGCUGUAUAUAUUACAUCUUAGGAUUAAGAUAAGGUCGCGAUAAAACUUAAGUUACUCGAAAUUGCUUGACUGACGCGCUCCCUGUCCUUCGGGGUACCAUCCUUACCUUUACACGUCGUAACCAUUGUCUCUCUUUUGUUUUUUCAUUUUUUUUAUAUA
Temnothorax curvispinosus is the source of this 2003-nucleotide messenger RNA. RefSeq lists its product as uncharacterized. The record is from RefSeq and is a predicted model, not a curated record. Lineage: Eukaryota; Metazoa; Arthropoda; Insecta; Hymenoptera; Formicidae. Bases 50 to 1747 code for a protein of 565 amino acids. The transcript is spliced from 3 exons.